AUGGUAGCUGUCUCCCACGGCUCUGAGGAAGUGCACCCAGGCACCGCCUAUAAACUUCCGUUUCUGGCCUUCCCUCUUUCUUUCUGUGCCGAUAUCGCACCCGCCAACAUGGUGAACGUUCCUAAGACCCGCCGGACAUUCUGCAAGAAAUGUGGCAAGCACCAACCCCACAAAGUGACCCAGUACAAGAAGGGCAAAGAUUCUUUGUAUGCCCAGGGAAAGCGGCGUUAUGACAGGAAACAGAGUGGCUAUGGUGGGCAGACUAAGCCUAUUUUCCGCAAAAAGGCGAAAACUACAAAGAAGAUUGUGCUGAGACUGGAAUGUGUGGAGCCCAACUGCAGAUCUAAGAGGAUGCUGGCUAUUAAGAGAUGCAAGCAUUUUGAACUGGGUGGUGAUAAGAAGAGAAAGGGCCAAGUGAUCCAGUUCUAAGCUGACCUUGUUAUGAAGACAAUAAAAAUCAUGAGCUUUCACUCAACCACGCUUGAUUGUAGUUGGUCUUUUGGGAGGGGAAAAAAAACUGAAGCUGUCAAAAAAUUCCCUCGGCUUGCUGGCUGAGUGCUACUUUAGGAUUGAACCUUGUUGAGCCGGUGUGAAACGUGACUAGUCAUUGGGAUCCCACUUAAC
This is a messenger RNA of Chionomys nivalis (European snow vole), 624 nucleotides long. It is a transcript of the gene Rpl36a, whose product is annotated as ribosomal protein L36a. Gene Ontology annotation, biological process: translation. NCBI's taxonomy places the organism in Eukaryota, Metazoa, Chordata, Mammalia, Rodentia, Cricetidae. The record is from RefSeq and is a predicted model, not a curated record. The transcript is spliced from 5 exons. Gene Ontology annotation, cellular component: ribosome; cytosolic large ribosomal subunit. The coding region runs from base 1 to 429 and encodes 142 amino acids. Gene Ontology annotation, molecular function: structural constituent of ribosome.